Monoraphidium neglectum is the source of this 489-nucleotide messenger RNA. RefSeq lists its product as hypothetical. The transcript has a single exon. NCBI's taxonomy places the organism in Eukaryota, Viridiplantae, Chlorophyta, Chlorophyceae, Sphaeropleales, Selenastraceae. The annotation marks the transcript as partial. The record is from RefSeq and is a predicted model, not a curated record.
AUGUCAGGGCUAUGGGUAGAGACGACCCUGCUGCUAUGCUGCAUGAUGGCAUCAUUUGCGGCAGCCGAAAAGGUGCUCGUAGGUGGGCCGACCAUCGCCACUGCUGACCGCCCAAGCCUCCGACCCCCGGAGCCCCACCGCCGCCUGUCCGCCGCGGCUGCUGGCGCCGACGAUGCGGCCGGCGCAGCGCAACAGUACCGCGACGUCCUGCAGCUGCACAACGCGUACCGCGCGCGCCACCGCGCGGCGCCGCUGACCUGGUCAGACGCGGCGGCCGCGAGCGCGCAGGCCUACGCGCGGCGCUGCAGGUGGCAGCACUCCUACAUCAGCGGCUACGGGGAGAAUCUGUACGCCAGCUCCAGUGCUGCGGUGGCGGCCGGCCUCAGGGCGGCGGUCGAUGCAUGGUUCGCUGAGGUCUCCAUUUACGACUUCCGCCGGCCGGGGUUUGACCCCCGAACAGGGCACUUUACGCAGGCACGUGGCACGCGU